GGUUGUCAACGGCAACCGUCAGCGGUCCUUUUCCUGUGUGAGAGGUCACAUUUCCGGUUAAAGAUGGCGGCGCCCGAUGAGUUGUUUUGCUGGGAAGGAGACUGGGGUUUACCGUCCGUCAGCACCGACUGCCUGGUGGUUCUGGCGUACGCUCAGUUCGCAGGAGCUCCUCUCAAACUGCGGAAGAUCUCGAACCCCUGGAGGAGUCCGAGUGGAACACUUCCUGCUCUGAGGACCAAUCAAAAGGAGACUCUGUCCAGGCCCUCUGACAUCAUCAUCCACCUCAGAAAACAGAAGUAUAACGCCGACUACGACCUGUCGGCCAAAGAGGGAGCAGACAGCCUGGCCUUCAUCUCUCUGAUGGAGGAGAAGCUCAAACCUGCCCUGAUCUACGCCUUCUGGGUGGAGCCUAAGAACUACGUGGACGUGACUCGCCGCUGGUACGCCGAUCACAUGCCGUUCCCUCUGAACUUCUUCCUGCCCGGGCGGAUGCAGGGCGCUCAGCUGGAGAAACUCCGCCUGCUGCGAGGAGACGAGAGCCUGGAGGCCGGAGAGGAGCUGGAGAAGGAGUUGUACCGUGAUGCUGCAGAGUGUAUGAACCUGCUGUCCCAGCGCCUCGGCUCACACAAGUUCUUCUUCGGGGACUCGCCUUCGUCUCUGGACGCCUACGUGUUCGGCCACUUGGCGCCCAUCCUCAAGUCCAAGCUGCCCAGUGGGAAACUGCAGCAACACCUGAAAUCUCUGGACAACCUGACCAACUUCUGCACCAACAUCCUGCUGCUCUACUUCCCCAGAGACAGCCGAGAGAGCUCCAGUCAGAAGACGGCGUCCCAGCCUGAGAGCGGAGACUUCGACCAUGUCCCCAACAAACGCAGGAAGCAGCUUCUGUCAGCGCUGGUGGCUCUGGGCGCCAUGCUGAGCUACGCCCUGCUGACCGGCAUUGUGUCCAUCCAACACGUCCAGCAGGAGGCGCUGGAGGAACCGCCCGACCUGCAGGGCAUGGGCUCGCCUGAGGAGGAGGAGGGAGACUGAGGAGGUGCAUCAUGGGACUUUAUGGACAGAGGAGGAGAUGUUCAGUUAGAAUAAUCAGUGAUGUCUCACUCUGAGGAGUUUUUACGUCACCAAAGAGAGAGGAGAUCCAUCAAGAGGCUGAGAGAGGACGUGGUGAGAGUUGGACCUGCUUAAAGGAUCAUUCUGGAUAUUUCUGAUUUGGACUUUUUUAACUGCUCACUGAAGAACAGACACAUCGGCUUUUCCCUCUAAAAUAACUGAACUGGACUUCUCACCACUGUUUAUUUAGUUAAAGACAUUUUCUGAUCCCUAAAUAUCUGCACAGUGACUUGGUUUAUGUUGAUCUCUGUUUCUGCUAACGACACACAAUCACGAAUUUAACAUCACCAAAUAAACACAAAGAUAAAAGAA
Molecule: messenger RNA, 1422 nt
Organism: Cheilinus undulatus (humphead wrasse)
Lineage: Eukaryota; Metazoa; Chordata; Actinopteri; Labriformes; Labridae
Product: metaxin-1-like
Exons: 8
Coding region: 64-1032 (322 amino acids)
Biological process (GO): mitochondrion organization
Cellular component (GO): SAM complex
Source: RefSeq, a predicted model, not a curated record